GUAUAUAGGUACAAGGUGAUAUCACCGUGAGCCUAACCAUAUCGCACCUGACAGUAGUUGUGAGGUCAUGAGAUUCUAGUAUUCAGUUUGUUACAUAAGUCACACUUCAUAGGAGUGGAACUGGUCAUAUUAUGCAGAAGCAUGGUCAAAGAAGUUUGAAAUGAAAAUUGGAGUACAAUCAAUCACAUUAGUACUGACUCUCCUGUCUUGCUACUGCUUACUUCUAUAUACUCAGCUACCUUGGAAUUAACCAUUCUGGAGAUACUAUUUACAAAGAAAGAAGUAAAAAAGAAUUAAGAAUCUCAGGAAAAACAAAGCACCUAGUCCAAAUUCCCCUCUAAAUUUCUAAAGUCUUUGUUGAACAACUGGCUAUCCUCUUCAAAACUAUGUUGAAUGAGUCACUUGAAAUUUCGUAAAGACCAGAUCUGAGGCAGUAAUCACAGUAAUACCAAACACAGGUUGAGAAGGAAAAUGGAAAACAUCAAUAAUGUCAUGAUGGCAACGGCAAGCACCUUGUCUUCCCACACUACUGAUGCACGCAGGAAUACUGUCAAAUACAUGCAAACUUCAUACUUCUACAGAUUAAACGUGCUGGCUGUAUCUAUUCCCAUCUGCAUCGUUGGAUUAAUAGCUAAUGCAAUUGUCUUGUGCCUUUACUGCUUCAAGAUCAACAAGCCAAAGUUAGGCCCAUAUUUUUUGAGUGUGACCUUUGCAAACCUUAUUGUAAUCUUGUCCAACCUUGAAGUGGCUGCUUUUCUACUCGCAGGAGUGGAAACCUCUUCAGUGAUUCAACGUCUAGUGGAGAUACUUCAUAUAUUUGCAUAUGACACAAAUAUAUACGUCGUAACAUUUCUCACUGCUGACAGAUUCCUCAUUGUCUAUUUCCCAGUCUGGUGGCAACAUCGCCGGACCAAGCAUUUCACGGUAAUGAUGUGUGUGAUUUUGUGGCUCGUUUCUGGCCUAGAGUCACUGGUGGAAUAUUUUUCCUGCUAUGCAACACUCAGUACUUGGGCUUAUAACACCUGUAGAACUGCAAGCGUGCUGGCACUCAUCAUGGAGGUCAUUAUUUUUUCCUCCUGCAUUUUCUGUUUCUCUUUUGCCAUUUGGAUCAGAAUGCAAAGAUCACAGCCAAAGCAUCGAGCAAGACUUGACAUAACCAUUGUGGCCAUAGCAAUUCUUAUUCUUUUGCUUACUGUCCCAGUUAGACUUGUUAAUAUUAUUUCACUUUGGGUAAGAGCAAUAGAUUAUUAUAUGUUCACUAGCAUUAGUCUGUUACUGGAUUCUUGUACCUGCAGCGCCAUUCCUUUUGUAUUCCUCAUUGUUGGAAACUGGAAGAGGCAGAAAGGCUUUGAACCCUUCUAUAUGUUUCUUGAGAAGGCUUUAAACGAUACUGAAGACACAUCAGAGCCAACAGCAGAGGACCAGGAGCAGGCAUGACAAUAUCCUUGGCCUCAGAAGUAAUUUCUUUUAAAAAAAAAUGUGUAUGUUUUAUGGAGAGAAAAACAACGUUCCUUCCAAGUUUCAGAAUAAAUUUAUUU
Molecule: messenger RNA, 1538 nt
Organism: Podarcis raffonei (Aeolian wall lizard)
Lineage: Eukaryota; Metazoa; Chordata; Lepidosauria; Squamata; Lacertidae
Product: mas-related G-protein coupled receptor member H-like
Exons: 3
Coding region: 472-1437 (321 amino acids)
Biological process (GO): G protein-coupled receptor signaling pathway
Cellular component (GO): membrane
Molecular function (GO): G protein-coupled receptor activity
Source: RefSeq, a predicted model, not a curated record